CGUUGCUAAAUCAUACAAGUGUGAAGUGUUAAAGCAGCGGCAUGUGCUCUAUUUUUCGUAUGUAGUGACUUUGCAGAUUAUGGGUGCGUUUGUGUAUUGGCGGUUCCGCCAAAAAACACAGGGUUUGACCGUUUCGGCGUUUUUGAUUGGCAAAUCCGCUGAUUUUUUGUGUUUGGUAAAACAGAGGGUCUGAAUAGCGGCUGGGAUGAAACCGCCGAAAACCAAAACGCUGAAAAUUGGAGCGUUUAGGUUUCGACAGUUGGGAAUAAACGCUAAAUUCACUCAAUUGCCCUCUCAUCUUCCUAAAUAAUUGCAAACGUUUGCUCUCUUCGUUCGUGCUUUCUCUGCUCACCAACGCAAGUUUCCUUUCUCUCCUUCGUUCGUGCUUUCUCUCCUCACCACACAGCUGCAAUCUCAAAGAUACACAAUGUCACAGUAUGCCAAUGGUGGUGAUAUUUCAGACACUACAAGUGAUGAGGAUGAUGAGUUUGGGGCUCUACUAUUAAUGGCUACAUGCGUUUUAGUUGACGUUGAAAGAAUUCCAUGUCGAACGUCUAUACUGACAGGUAACGCUUAUAUCGAUGAAUUAAUGACAUGUCAUCCCUUAAGAUGCUAUGAGAGCUUUAGGAUGAACCCACACGUAUUCCUACGUUUAUGUGAAAGGCUUAAUAAUUUGGAUGUUCUACACGAUUCAAGAUAUAUAAGGGUUGAAGAACAAUUAGGAAUAGGUCUUUUAGUGUUAUGCCAAGGGGCGGGCCAAUGUACAUGUGCAGAGCGUUUCCAGCAUUCAAUGCGAACAAUUCACUUAUGUGUGAAGCGUGUGGUGAGAGCAGUUGCACGAUUGGGCAAUGAAGUUAUAAGGUGGGUUAAUAGGGGCCCCGUUCAACCGGAAAUUUAGAAAACCCGAAAUGGUAUCCUUAUUUUGAGGUAUGUGUAAGCUUAAUUACGUUUUUCAAUAAUUUGGUUAACUCAUACUAUUAAUGGUGUACAAUUUUUGUAGAAAUGUGUAGGUGCCAUUGAUGGUACUCAUGUAGCAGCCUCGGCACCCGCUUCCAAACAAAAGACGUUUCGCGGUAGACAUUCAACGUUCACUCAAAAUGUCAUGGCGGCUUGUAGUCAUGACAUGUUGUUUACGUAUGUAUAUGUGGAUUGGGAGGGAAGGUGCAAUGACUCAAGUAUUUUUAGAUGCAAUUACAAGAAGCAAAAAUGGGUUACCCACGCCUCCUAUCGGUAAUACAAUAAUUAUGCAUUUUGUAUUGAUCAUGUCACUAUUUUGAUAAAAUAGGUUCCCAGUGCAUUUGCUAUUGACUUCAAUGUAGGUUAUUACUAUGUUGUUGAUGCUGGCUAUCCAAAUGUUCCAGGUUUUUUAGCCCCAUACCAUGGAGAGAGUUAUCACUUAAAAGAUUUUCGAUGCCAAGGACAAAUACGUAAUAAGCAAGCUUUAUUUAACUACCAACACUCGUCCUUGCGUAAUGUGAUCGAGAGGUGUUUUGUAGUACUAAAGGAAAGAUUUCCCAUUCUAGACAUACCGCGUGGUUAUCCAUUGAGAAGGCAGGUUCAAAUUUCCAUAGCUUGUUGUGCACUGCAUAAUUUCAUUCGCAUGCAAGAUAGGAACGACCGUUUGUUCAUGGAGUAUGAGGAAGAGGAUAUGAUAUUUAACAAGGCGACAAGCACACAUGAAAAUGGAUCACUCAAAUUUGAUAUGUCUCAACAACAACGAAUGCAUGAAAUUCAAGAAAGUAUUGCGAAUGAAAUAUGAGAUGAUUACGAUGUAUGAGAUAUCGAAGUACGACUGCUAUUCUGAUUAACAUAAUCUCACUUAUUGAACUUUCAAUGUUGAGGAACAUUUAUGUUAAACAUUUGUGUUAUUUCAAAUGUUUGUAAUUGUGCAUUUCUUUUCCAACUAUUAAGUCAACGUCUCCUAGUAAAAAUGAAAUGGAAAAUUGAAAAACU
Molecule: messenger RNA, 1953 nt
Organism: Cuscuta europaea
Lineage: Eukaryota; Viridiplantae; Streptophyta; Magnoliopsida; Solanales; Convolvulaceae
Source: the annotation of a GenBank genome assembly